CAUUACGCGCUCUACUCGUGCCCGGCGCUCUAGCCGUAUCCGCCACGUCCCGCGUCGCGUGUCUCCCGGCGCUCGCCGUUCCGCUCUCUUCCACAAUCGAACCCCACCGCCGCCGCACCACCUCUCGUUCCCCCUUUCCCACACCUCGCCUCGCGCCUUCUCCCCCUACCAGCCGCCCCGCCCCCUUGCCCCCGCAAUCGGGAUCAUGCCACAUGUGCUUCGUCGUGCCCCGCCAGUGAUGUUGACGCGCGCGGCGGCCCACCAAUCCCUAGGAUCUCCGCGACGCUGCCGCCCGCGCUGCCUCCCCUAUGUCGUCCGAUCGCCCUCCACAUGGCCCCUCCUGCUGCUCCUCCUUCUGGUCGGCAAUGCCACGUGGCACCUGGGCGGUGGCGCACCACUCCUAUCAGCUGAACGAGAGGCGCUGCUGGAAAUGUCCAAGUACAGGGAGAGCGACCCGUACACGGAGGAAUUGCAGGGGGACUGCCUUGACGUCUCCAACCUCGACUGCGACGACUCGGGCGCCGUCACGCGCAUCUAUCUGUCGCGCUACAAUGUCAUUCCCGACGCCAUCCAGGCGCUCUCCCGCCUGCAGCACCUACACUGGUCGGAGAGUGAGGCCAGGGAAGUCCCCACCGUCAUCGCCACACUCGCUUCGCUCACCCGCAUUGACAUGCUUCGCUGCCUCGCCUCUGGCUCCCUGCCAUCAACCAUCUCAGCGCUCUCCAAGCUCAAGUAACUGUGAUAUACAUCGAGGGCGGCCUCUCCGGUUCGCUGCCUGCAGCGGUUGGGCAGAUGACAAGCCUCGACACACUACACACACUCAACCCUGCCACAACCUCACGUCACUCGUGGACUCAGAGCAGAGCAACCAUUGCGAAAGCCCCGGAGAUCUCGUACACCAACCUCACAGGGCCCCUGGACCCCAUCCAGUCCCUCUCGCAGCUGCAGAGGAUAGCGUUGGACCGCAACUCGCUGUCAGGGACCUUGCCAGCAGGUUUGGGUGCACUGCGCAAUGUGCUGACGCUGUAAGCAGGGGCUCGCUGGUGAUGUGCUGUGCAUGUCGUGUGCGUGUGUGGCCAUGGGAGUUGGAGCGGUGAAGAGGAGGCAUGGAGGACAUGCUACCAGUGUUACUCGUGUAUGUCUGUGGGAAGAGAAGGAAGUGAGUUGCAGUACAAUGUGCUGAGACCUCCUUGUUGGGAAUCAGUGGAAAAGGGGUGUUGCUGCGAGGAAUACGGAAUUGAAUACGAAUAGGUGGUCAGAACAGGGUGUAAGGGUGUUUUCUAGGGUUUCGCACCGAAUACCGCGAUAGAAAUAGCCCCCCUAAUAAUGUUACUCUAUUACCCCCCUCCCCAGUCACUUCCACUCCUGGCGUAUUGUCGAAGUAGCUGGGAUUCUGGCUUAUUAUUUAUGGAACAACAUGUCAUGCACAAGAAUCCUGUUUUUGUUUUUGUCCACGAUUGAUUGUUUCUAUGGAGGUCGCAAAUAGGUCAUUGUUAGGCCUAUUGUGCGGCCCUCCGAUUUCGCCGGUAUCGCUUAUUCUGCACUGCUGAUUUUGCCAUGCUGUUUAGACUUUGAGAGGAAAGGGGAGUUGGGGAGGUGUGUAUGGUAGGCUCACACGAAAACGAAUGUCUUCCCGAAUAUCGAAUAUUUGAGUGUCGAAUAUUAUAUUCGGAACCGGCGAAUCUUUGAGAGACGAAUACUGCCGGCCGAAUAGCUUCGGGAUGUCAGAUUCGUUUUGUAUUUGAUAUUUGUCGAAUACCAAAUACGAAUCCGAAACCGGUGAUAUUUGUUUGCACGCAGCGUGAGCAUGUCUGUUAAGAGCCAAGUCCACCGUCUAGUAUGAUUGAAAUGUUUUGCAGGUGCCUGACUUGCUGAACUGCUAUUGGCCUGCGAUAUGCAAAUUUUGACGAAGGUGUUGCGAGGAUUGCGAAGCUCAGCCGUGUUUUCCCCAAACCAGCCAGGUUCGGUUCCGAAGCUGAAAACAAAAUGAGUUUCCGCACACACAUAAGGGUGUGCUGUUGCUCUCGCGAAUUUGUAUUAGGAGCAGACAGCUGACCCCUCAAGAUGUUUACGAAACGCGUAACCAGACCAAGUUGCGCAACUCAGGCAUUUUGCGCAACCCUAGGCACCACGCCCUAGCCUAGAGUUUAGCUAAACCCGAUUUCCUGGUGAUUUGCAUUUGACGGUAAUUGUGCAGUGUGAUGUGGUCUCGACACUUGUGAGUAGGUUUCGGUGAAUCGGAGCCUUGCAUUCUUUCCUUAGUAACCAAUGCUUGUAGGUUGACAGAAUUCACUCGUCGCUCUCCAGUCAUAAUCGAAUUCGCCCAUCAAUUGCAGUAACAUUCGAACAAUACUAGACGGCGGUUUCUACUCCAUCGUACUACAGGUGACCAUGGUUUCAUGCAAGUCUGUGUGCAUGGCUAGCAUGUGUGUGUGUGCAAACCGCUUUCCCCAUCCUCCUCUCUGCAUGUGCCUGGCAUGGCCCCAGGGACCUCUCCUACAACAGCAUCACAGGGCCCAUCCCUAAAGCCUUCUCCAGCCUCAAGUCACUCAUGGAGCUAGCACUCCAGUCCAACCAACUGCAGGCGCCAUUGCCACCCCUAACGGCUGCUACGAAUCUCAGAGACUUGUAACUCUCAAGAAAAUUCUCUUCCCACA
Molecule: messenger RNA, 2657 nt
Organism: Closterium sp. NIES-67
Lineage: Eukaryota; Viridiplantae; Streptophyta; Zygnematophyceae; Desmidiales; Closteriaceae
Source: the annotation of a GenBank genome assembly